This is a messenger RNA of Adineta steineri, 543 nucleotides long. The record is from the annotation of a GenBank genome assembly. Lineage: Eukaryota; Metazoa; Rotifera; Eurotatoria; Adinetida; Adinetidae.
AUGAUUUUUCAACCUCGAUUUAAACAUAGACAACCAACACGUGAUAGUACAUUGUUUAAUAAACCAGAACAAAUCUUCGAUUAUGAUGAAAGUACUUUCCGAGAUGAUUCAGGAAAAGAAAAAGUAGUUGUUGGUUGUGAUACUAAAUAUGCAAAUAAAAUUCAUGCUGGUAGUGAGGUGAUUCCUCUGAUCUCCGUUGGUUCUCCUUUACCACUACGUGUCGAUCAUUUUCAUUCACCACCUGCAGGUGGUAGUGGUAUAACAAUGAUGCGUCAAAGCCGAUCAUUUGACCGUAUUCAACCGGUGGGCAAAGAUGAUGAAACAGGCGAAGCAUUAUCGCAACGUGACGAUGAUAAACCUGAAGUUAUCCGCGAUCGAUUGAAUACAUAUGAUAAAAAUACAAAUCCAAUUGCUGAAUUUUACAAAAAAAAGAACAUUCUUCAAGAAUUCCAUGGACGUGAAAGUGAUAAAAUAUGGCCUGAAGUUAAAAAAUAUCUUGAUCGUGUUCUUAAUGAACCACCAGCACGAAAACAAGGUGCCUAA